Messenger RNA from Eremothecium sinecaudum, 2403 nucleotides. RefSeq names its product PSP1 family protein. The transcript has a single exon. Bases 1 to 2403 code for a protein of 800 amino acids. The record is from RefSeq and is a predicted model, not a curated record. Gene Ontology annotation, cellular component: cytoplasm. NCBI's taxonomy places the organism in Eukaryota, Fungi, Ascomycota, Saccharomycetes, Saccharomycetales, Saccharomycetaceae.
AUGGCCGACUUACCGAGUUUGAAUAGUACAACGUCGUUAUCAGAUAACGUUGCGUUGAGGAACUAUUAUGAAAAUUUACUAUUUAGAAAUAGCAGUGGUAAGUCUCUAACAGACCUUCCUAAGAAAUUGAAACAGGAAGCUACGGAUGGGAUUGAUCGUGGCAAAAACUCUCCAACGAUAGACUUCAUCAGUGGGUUUCGGUAUCCAAGUUACGGUACGAACACUUCGGAAGGAUCUUUUUCUGGUAGCCUUUCCGGUAGUAUGACUGGAAAUAUGGAUAGUACCGGAAGUAAUACUUCACAGUCGCAAUCUCGACCAGUUACUAUGGAUGCGGGACAUUAUUGGAUGGGGACAUCUGAUUCCGACGGUGGUUUGAUGCAAGCCCAGCAAUCGCAAUACUUGGAACUGGUCCAGCGGGGGCAGCAAGCUCAAAUGUUUAGCUUGGGAGCUAGCUAUGAGGGUCCCGACAGUAUGAAUUCAAUGGGGUCUUUGACUUUGCCCUUUCAGCCCGUUGGAGGGAUUUCCAUGCGGCCUGAAUCCCGCGAAAAUAAUAUUUCCUCUGUUGGUCCAUCGAGCGGUUCCGUUACAAUGUCGGGAAUGUUUGGUGGCGUUACACAACAACGUCAAGUUCCCCUUAGUGCCAAUAUGUCUCCAGUGAACAGUGCUGGAAAUAGUAUUUUUGGAAAUUACCUGUCACUGGAGAACAACGCCUUCGCACCCACACGUAGGUCCUCUUAUAUUUCGGACCAGCUAAUUCAUGGACAGCAGCAGCAACUACCUGUGAAUACAGUUUAUGAUGUUAACGCGCCAAGAGGCUACACCCGGCAGCAGAACAGUUUUGGGCAACAAACUCAAACACAGCAGCAGAAACAAAAGGCUUCUGAGCAACAGCAGCCAGUGCAAGUGCAAAUGUCUAAUCACUCUGCACAGUCACAUCUGCAUUCUAAUAUUGAGCAGGUAUAUAAAGAAACUGCACCGCAGUCGCAACCACAUUCGCAAUCAAUGCAGAGAAAUAAGCCAAUUUAUCCGCAGAAGCACGCUAGUGUGCCCCAAAUCAACUAUACUCCACCUGGAAAUAAUGGGGGCAUCUCUUAUAAUGAAGGCUCUACUGGUAAUGCUUCAGGGAAGGUACUGGAACCACAAGUCGGCACUUAUCCUUUGGACAACGGCUUAAUUUUAUGCAACGGUCGUAUCGUAUCCUCGCCAGAUUUGAAACAACUCUACAGGAGUAGCAGUAGCCACUACUUUUCUGCCAAGGAGUGCUUUCAAUUUAUUGAUGAACUCAAGGGUAUUUUGUAUGGAGAAAACUCGGCCUCUAUGAGUACUAGGAAUGCCAUGAUACUGAAGUUUGUUGCCUUUUUAAAGAACUGCAACCUAAAUUGCAACCCACAGUCUGAUGCUUUUGUUUCAAACAACCAACUUAGAAGAGCAUCUACAAGUGUAUACCUGCAUUACAAGCCACUGGUCCUUGUUGCUUUGAAGAACGGAAAAUUGGAAUUGCUUUCCCUUCCCCAAUCCACUAACUUAGAUAUGGACAAAGAAGACUUAGUUAUCAUUGAUGGUGAUAGAGGCAAGGACUUAGCAAUUGUAAUUGAACCGAAGGUCGAAAUCGAGCUUGCUUUGUUCAUCAACUUUUUGAAGAAGAAGAUUCAUUUUGACUCGCUCAUCACAGCUGUUGACCAGCACUACCCUAAUGAGCGCUUCAUUCAAGCCCUAAUGGAUAGCACCAACAACGGUAACGGCAAAGGCGAGCUUAACCACAAGCUCUACGAAGUUAUUGAAUUGACGCAAUUGAUAAUUCCCAGCAAGCAGGUUUUGCGUUUCGCUACCUCUUGGGAGGUGUCCACCAACUUGUAUAAUAAGUUCCAGGAUGAAUUGAAGGCACUCCACAUUGCACAUCUCAAGUUAAAGUCCUUGAAUAGUGGAUGUGAAGCGUCUGGAGCUGGGACAUCGAACACUAACGCGAGCGCAAAUAGCAAUGAGGGCAGUAAAAAUAAUUCUACCAAUAAUGCUAGUGGCCAGGCGCCCAACAAUAAAUCCUCCUUAAACAUCAAAAUUCUCAAUGCUGAAUUUCAGUUUGAUCGCAAGAAAUUGACUUUCUACUACGUGUGCCAGGAGCGCAAUGAUUUCCGCGAACUAAUCAAGGAAUUAUUCAAGUUUUAUAAAACGAGAAUCUGGUUGUGUGCUAUACCAAAUAAUCUCGGUAUAGAUAAGAAGUACUACGAUGAAAACAAAAAAGAGUGGGCCAUGUACCAGGAGAUGAUGAAACACUACGCCAAUGAUGACUUAACUGACUCCAAUUCGCAAAACGGACUCGUUGCUGCACCACCGCUGUACGAAAUUGAGUUGGACAAUUUCCAGCUUGGCGUUUACAAAGAAUUAGUUGCCAAUAUGUUCCCAUAG